Messenger RNA from Gopherus flavomarginatus (Mexican gopher tortoise), 880 nucleotides. RefSeq lists its product as uncharacterized. Bases 1 to 813 code for a protein of 270 amino acids. The record is from RefSeq and is a predicted model, not a curated record. The transcript is spliced from 3 exons. NCBI's taxonomy places the organism in Eukaryota, Metazoa, Chordata, Testudines, Testudinidae.
AUGGCUAAUGAGAACCCACUGCCUGGGGGAAGGACGCUGUGGUCCCUGUCCGUCUGUGCCCCCUACAUCAGGGGCAGGGUGGCCGGCUCCACGUGGCUCCAGGGGGAGGGGAGAGUGUCCCGGCGCCAGGAGAUCAGGGCGCACGGGGGACAAGGCGCACCGAGAUCAGGGCGCACGGAGGAGAAGGCGCAUCGAGAUCAGGGCGAACAGGGGACAAGGCGCAGGGCGCACGGAGGAGAAGGCGCACCGAGAUCAGGGCGCACGGAGGAGAAGGCGCACCGAGAUCAGGGCGCACGGAGGAGAAGGCGCACCGAGAUCAGGGCGCACGGGGGACAAGGCACAGGGCGCACGGAGGAGAAGGCGCACAGAGAUCAGGGCGCACGGAGGAGAAGGCGCACCGAGAUCAGGGCGCACGGAGGAGAAGGCGCACCGAGAUCAGGGCGAACAGGGGACAAGGCGCAGGGCGCACGGAGGAGAAGGCGCACCGAGAUCAGGGCGCACGGAGGAGAAGACGCACCGAGAUCAGGGCGCACGGAGGAGAAGGCGCACCGAGAUCAGGGCGCACGGAGGAGAAGGCGCACCGAGAUCAGGGCGCACGGGGGACAAGGCACAGGGCGCACGGAGGAGAAGGCGCACAGAGAUCAGGGCGCACGGGGGACAAGGCGCAGGGUGCACGGAGGAGAAGGCGCACAGAGAUCAGGGCGCACGGAGGAGAAGGCGCACCGAGAUCAGGGCGCACGGAGGAGAAGGCGCACCGAGAUCAUGGCGCACGGGGGACAAGGCGCAGGGCGCACGGAGGAGAAGGCACACUGAGAUCAGGGCGCAGGGCGCACGGAGGAGAAGGCACACCGAGAUCAGGGUGCACGGGGGACAAGGCACA